AUGCUUCUCAAGGGGGCCACCCUGCAGGACGGUCGACCCAUUUCGGUCUUCCAGACAGGUUGGGCAGACAUUCACGUGCACGCCAGCACGUACUCCUCUAGCGGCAUCUGCGUGGAAAUCUGUCGACUGGCUGCCUCUGCGACAAUGCCAGGCUUACAAGUUGGACGGCGAAUUACAAUCCAGCCAGAUUUCGUCCUGGUCCGGAAUGAGGCAAGUCUCAGUAAUUUAG
Symbiodinium pilosum is the source of this 229-nucleotide messenger RNA. Lineage: Eukaryota; Dinophyceae; Suessiales; Symbiodiniaceae. The record is from the annotation of a GenBank genome assembly.